AUGGAGACGUCGGCCUCAGUCACUGCCACGGAGAAGAAGGACGCCAAAAGUGGGAGCCUGGAGGGUGCCGCUUUCCCCGACCCGGGCAGGAAGGCUUCUGCUCUCGCAGUGGCCGCCGCGGCGGCGAUAGCUGCCCACGGAGUGCCGCAGCACCUCUUGCCACCGCUCCAUGCUCCCUUACCGAUUGACAUGAGACACCAGGAGGGAAGGUACCAUUAUGAGUCCCACUCUGCCCACGGCGUGCACGGGCCUCCUGCCCUAAGCGGCAGCCCUGUUAUCUCCGACAUUUCGUUGAUCCGGCUUUCCCCACACCCUGCCGGGCCUGGGGAGUCCCCCUUCAACGCCCCCCACCCGUACGUGAGCCCCCACAUGGAGCAUUACCUCCGUGCCGUGCACAGCAGCCCCACGCUCCCCGCGAUCUCUGCAGCCCGGGGUCUGAGCCCCGCUGACGUGGCUCACGAGCACCUCAAGGAGAGGGGGCUGUUUGGCCUCCCCGCACCAGGCACCAACCCCUCAGACUAUUACCACCAGAUGACCCUCAUGGCAGGCCACCCUGCACCCUACGGGGACCUGCUGAUGCAGAGUGGGGGUGCCGCCAGUGCACCCCAUCUCCACGACUACCUCAAUCCAGUGGAUGUGUCGCGUUUCUCCAGCCCGCGGGUGACGCCGCGCCUGAGCCGCAAGCGGGCGCUGUCCAUCUCCCCGCUCUCCGAUGCCAGCCUGGACCUGCAGCGGAUGAUCCGGACCUCCCCCAACUCGCUGGUGGCCUACAUCAACAACUCCCGGAGCAGCUCUGCAGCCAGCGGCUCCUACGGGCACCUGUCGGCAGGCACCCUCAGCCCUGCUUUUACCUUUCCCCAUCCCAUCAACCCGGUGGCCUACCAGCAGAUCCUGAGCCAGCAGAGGGGCCUGGGAUCUGCCUUUGGACAUACUCCACCCUUGAUCCAGCCUUCGCCCACCUUCCUGGCCCAGCAGCCCAUGCCCCUCGCCUCUAUCAACGCCACGCCCACCCAGCUCAGCAGCAGCAGCAACUGUCUGAGCAACGCCACCCAGAACAAGCCAAGCAGCGAGUCGGCUGUGAGCAGCACGGUCAACCCCAUCGUCAUUCAUAAGCGCAGCAAGGUCAAGACAGAGGCCGAGGGCCUGCGGCCAGCCUCCCCAUUGACCCUGACGCAGGAGCAGCUGGCUGACCUCAAGGAAGACCUGGACAGGGAUGACUGCAAGCAGGAGGCCGAGGUGAUCAUCUACGAGACCAACUGCCACUGGGAGGACUGCACCAAGGAGUACGACACGCAGGAACAGCUGGUGCAUCACAUCAACAACGAGCACAUCCACGGCGAGAAGAAGGAGUUUGUGUGCCGCUGGCAGGCCUGCACGCGGGAGCAGAAGCCAUUCAAGGCGCAGUACAUGCUCGUCGUGCACAUGCGCAGACACACGGGCGAGAAGCCCCACAAGUGUACGUUCGAGGGAUGCUCAAAGGCCUACUCUCGCCUGGAGAACCUGAAGACGCACCUGCGUUCCCACACUGGGGAGAAACCGUACGUGUGCGAGCACGAGGGUUGCAACAAGGCCUUCUCCAAUGCCUCCGACCGCGCCAAGCACCAGAACCGCACCCACUCCAACGAGAAACCCUAUAUCUGCAAGAUCCCAGGCUGUACCAAGCGAUACACAGACCCCAGCUCUCUCAGGAAGCACGUGAAAACGGUACAUGGCCCCGACGCUCACGUCACCAAGAAGCAGCGCAACGAUGUGCACCUCCGUGCCCCCCUGCUCAAGGAGAACGGGGACAAUGAGGCCAGUGCUGAGCCCGGUGGCCGGGGCUCUGAGGAGAGUGCCGAGGCCAGCAGCACCAGCCAGGCCAUGGAGGACUGCCUACACGUCAAAGCCAUCAAGACCGAGAGCUCCGGGCUGUGUCAGUCCAGCCCCGGGGCCCAGUCGUCCUGCAGCAGUGAGCCCUCUCCCCUGGACAGUGCCCCCAACAAUGACAGCGGCGUGGAGAUGCCGGGGACAGGGCCCGGGAGCCUGGGCGACCUGACGGCUCUGGAUGACACGCCCCCGGGGGCCGAUGCCUCAGCCCUGGCCGCUCCCUCUGCUGGUGGCUUGCAGCUGCGCAAACAUAUGACGGCCAUGCACCGGUUCGAGCAGCUCAAGAAGGAGAAGCUUAAGUCGCUCAAGGAUUCCUGCUCCUGGGCUGGGCCAGCUCCACACACCCGGAACACCAAGCUGCCUCCCCUCCCAGGAAGUGGCUCCAUCCUGGAAAACAUCAGCGGCGGCGGGCCAGCGGGGCUGCUGCCCAACCCACGUUUGUCGGAGCUGUCCGCGAGCGAGGUGACCAUGCUGAGCCACCUGCAGGAGCGCCGCGACAGCUCCACCAGCACAGUCAGCUCCGCCUACACCGUGAGCCGCCGCUCCUCCGGCAUCUCUCCCUACUUCUCCAGCCGCCGCUCCAGCGAGGCGUCGCCCCUGGGCGCCGGCCGCCCCCACAACGCCAGCUCUGCCGACUCCUACGACCCGAUCUCCACCGACGCGUCGCGGCGCUCGAGCGAGGCCAGCCAGUGCAGCGGCGUCGGGGGCGGCGGGGGUGCGGGGCCUCUCAGCCUCACUCCGGCGCAGCAGUACAGCCUGCGGGCCAAGUACGCCGCGGCCACCGGCGGACCGCCCCCGACCCCGAUACCCGGCCUGGAGCGCGCGAGCCUGCGGACCAGGCUGGCGCCGCCCGUGCCCUGCCCGCGCCCGCUAGGACCGCGGCGGGGCAGCGAUGGGCCCGCCCACGGCCACGCGGGGCCUGCGCCCGCCUUCCCCCACGAGGCGCCGGGCGGUGGGGCGCGGCGGGCCAGCGACCCAGUGAGACGGCCCGACACCCUGGCCGCGCCGCGGGUGCAGCGCUUCCACAGCGCCCAUGAUGUGAACCCGGCCCCGCUGCCGCCCUGCGCCGACCGGCGAGGCCUCCGCCUGUCAGGCCCCGCAAGCGCCGAUGGCGGCCUGGUCCGCAGCACCUACUCGCCCCGGCCGCCCAGCAUUAGUGAGCACGUGGCUAUGGAGGCCUUGGUGGCAGGCGCGGACAGCGCAGGGCCCGACAUGGGCCUCGUGCUGCCCGAGGACGACCUUGUGCUGCCCGAUGACGUGGUGCAGUACAUCAAGGCGCACGCCGGUGGGGCCCUGGACGACAGCCCCCCGCAGGCCUACCCCCCGGAAAGCACCUGCUUCUCCGAGAACCCCAAACUGCCCAGCCCCGGGCUGCAUGGCCCGCGCAGGAUGGUGGCCGCCGACUCCAACGUGGGCCCCUCUGCCCCGGGGCUGGGAGGCUGCCAGCUGGGCUACGGGGCCCCCUCCAGCCUGAACAAAAACAGCAUGCCUGUGCAGUGGAAUGAGGUGAGCUCCGGCACUGUGGACACACUGGCCAGCCAGGGGAAGCCUUCGCCCUUCCCGCAGGGCAACCUGGCUGUGGUGCAGCAGAAGCCAGCCUUCGGCCACUACACAGGCUAUGGUCCUCAAGGUCUGCCCCUGAGCCCCGGGGCCCUGGACAGUGCGCAGACACACUUCCAGCCCUGUGGGGGCGGCCCCUCUGUGCCUAGGAUAAAUUAUAUGCGGCAGCCAGGGACAGGUGCUCCGUGUCCCAAUAUGACCACCACCGGGAGCCCCCACAACAACUAUGGCCAAGCCCACCCCCAGCUGAGCCCCAGUACCAUGGGUGGGGCCCUGAACCCAUACCCCCCAUCCUGCAGCAACAUGGUGGCCAAGCCAGUCCACCUGGGGCUCCCCCAGCAAAUGGAAGUUGCUCCCGAAGCCGCCAUGAUGGGCAGCAACCGCAGGGAACUUGGAAUCACCAAUUCCAACCUGACCGGGAUGCCACCCCUUCACUCAACCCAGAGCUACCCACAGCAAAGCCAUCACCUGGCGACUCCCAUGAGCCAGGAGGGCUACCGCCAGGGCUCCCACCUUCUGCCUUCCCAGCAGCCUGGCUUCAUGGAGCCCCAGCAGGGUGCUGUCGGGGUGGCCGGAUCCAGCUUUGGCCUAGUGCAACCCCGACCACCUGCUGAGCCCAGCCCUGCCAGCUGCCACCGUGGGGUGCGGGCUGGGCUGCAGCUGGCCUAUGCCAGGGCCACCAGCCACGCCAUGGCCACUGUGUCAGCCAGCCAGGAGAUGGCCGAUGUGCCCAAAGGAGCGAUGGGCAACGUGGUGUCCCGGCCUCCUCAGCCAGCCCCACAGGAUGUGGCCGGGUCCCAGGAUCACAGCAUGCUCUAUUACUAUGGCCAGAUCCACAUGUACGAACAGAACGGAGGCCUGGAGAACCAUGUGGGCUGCCAGGUUGUGCGGCCCCAGCCACCGCAGCCACAGGCUUGCCCAGACAGCAUCCAGCCCCAGCCCUUGCCCUCGCCAGGGGUCAACCAGGUGUCCAGCACAGUGGACUCCCAGCUCCUGGAGGCUCCCCAGAUUGAUUUCGAUGCCAUCAUGGAUGAUGGUGAUCACUCAAGCCUGCUUUCAGGCGCCCUGAGUCCCAGCCUCCUCCACAGCCUUUCCCAGAACUCCUCCUGCCUCACCACCCCCCGGAACUCCCUGACUCUCCCUUCCAUCCCCACGGGCAUCAGCAACAUGGCUGUUGGGGACAUGAGCUCCAUGCUCACCAGCCUGGCCGAGGAGAGCAAAUUCCUGAACAUGAUGACCUAA
Messenger RNA from Enhydra lutris kenyoni (northern sea otter), 4668 nucleotides. RefSeq names its product GLI family zinc finger 2 (gene GLI2). The transcript is spliced from 13 exons. Gene Ontology annotation, molecular function: RNA polymerase II cis-regulatory region sequence-specific DNA binding; DNA-binding transcription factor activity, RNA polymerase II-specific. The record is from RefSeq and is a predicted model, not a curated record. Gene Ontology annotation, biological process: smoothened signaling pathway; regulation of transcription by RNA polymerase II. The coding region runs from base 1 to 4668 and encodes 1555 amino acids. NCBI's taxonomy places the organism in Eukaryota, Metazoa, Chordata, Mammalia, Carnivora, Mustelidae. Gene Ontology annotation, cellular component: nucleus.